CUACAUCCCAACAUCCACUUGCAUUUGCAUCUUCAACCUCUUCUUCAAAACUCUUUCUUAACCUCCUCCUCCCUCCCUCUACCCUCUUCCCCCUCUCCCCCUCCCCUCGCGUCGUCUCCCCUCCGUCGCCAAAACCGAAUUCUAUUCCCCCAUCGCUGUAUCUAUCUGGAGAGGUGUUGGCCCCGAUCAGAGAGUGGUGGAGGACAUCGUCAUCUUCACACAACAAAUAUUCUUCGAGGAGCUCUACGAGUCUCCAGGUGGUACUACUCCUACUACGCCGCUGCUACUGCUGCUUGGUUCACUUGCUACGUUCACGCUCAAACGACCUUAACGACCUUACGAGCUCUUCCUCGGCCACAUAAACGCCUACGCGCCCCAGGACCCUCGCCGCCAAAAUAUCACGUCCCAGACUGCCUCAAUUGGCAAGAGUACAGCAGCCCCCCCCCCCCCAACGACUCUUAACGAACUCUACGAUAUACACGUUCUGCUCUUUGAAUAUUCCCCCGCAUUAACGAAUACCAACUUGCGAUAUCCAUCUUCUUUUACCUUGCAGCGAGCAUAGAAGCAUCAUCACAACUCCCCCACACGUUCCCACAAAACUUUACCUCAUAGUUCUUCUCUCCAGCCUUCUUCCCCAAGUUGGCUCUAGCUGUGCUCGUCCGCUUCCUGCAAACGGCGCCAAGUUUGUCACGUAAACAUAACCCUUCCCGCCUACACGCACUUGGCAGCUGCGUUUCCAAUCGCCAACGGAUCGCGCGUCUCUUAGCUAUAUCAGGACCAGCCUACCGAAAAGCUGGAUUUUCCGUCUCUCUCCCACGCCUCAACCUGGGGACCGAGCAACAUUCCGCCCUACAGCCUGCAGUCUUUCCAGCGGUCGUCGCAUGCGAAUGAGAGGUUGCCGUCGUUGCCAUUGCCACAGCCGCAAGUGGCCUAUUCGUCCAGUGCCUCAUCCCCUCGGUUUGGCUCCACGUCGUCAGCAUACACCAAUAGCACCGCAGACACGUCGUACUCCGCUGACUUAAACGGCGCGAAAUCUCAAUCUCCCACUCUGCAAGCUAGUGGAGGCCUCCAAACACUGUCGCAUCAGACACCGGCGAGCAAUUCUGCUACUGGAUAUCAGUACAGCCCAGAGUCAUACAACAAUAUGAACCAGGCGCCUCCUGAUAUGUAUUACUCCACACAUAUGUCGGCCGGACAGGCCCCAGCACCGCAGACCGUGACAUCUGGUGGCCUGGGUCAUUACCCACACCACCAGCAACCGCCGUCGCUUCAGCCCGUGCCGGGGCAGUACUCCGCCGCGCCGGGGUCUUAUGGACAGUAUGGAUAUUCUAAUGGCCUCACAUCACCUCAGCAAUCGGGGCAGGUCUCAGGCUCCUUAGGGUCACAACCGAAUGUCCUGUCGCUGCCGUCAUUAACUGCAGCGCAGCCAGUCAUGCACGGGCAAGGAUAUCCUCAACAGCAGCAGCAGCCGUUCGAUUCGACCGGCCAAAUCGCUCCUCCUGGCAUGAAACCCAGGGUGACGGCGACGCUUUGGGAGGAUGAAGGAAGUCUCUGCUUCCAGGUAGAGGCCAAGGGCAUCUGUGUUGCGAGGAGAGAAGAUAACCACAUGAUUAACGGAACCAAGCUUUUGAACGUCGCGGGCAUGACUCGAGGACGCCGAGAUGGUAUAUUAAAAAGUGAGAAGAUGAGACACGUGGUCAAGAUUGGGCCGAUGCACCUCAAGGGCGUCUGGAUACCGUUUGAACGCGCUCUGGAUUUCGCCAACAAGGAGAAGAUCACAGAGCUGCUGUACCCCCUCUUUGUCCACAACAUCGGCGCGCUCCUCUACCACCCGACAAACCAGUCGAGGUCACACAGUGUCAUGGCUGCGGCCGAUCGCCGAAAGCAGGAGCAAAACCAGAUGCGAAACCCGCAAGCUCCCGGCCUGCCUUCCAUGCAGUCACAUCAUCACCACUCGAUGCAUAACUCUGGAGGUGGCUCUCUGCCAGGCCCGCAACACUCCGUCUCGGGGCACUCGGGGAUUGGUGGCCGCUCAGAUAUCCAGCGCUCGCAUACGUUUCCAACUCCCCCGACCAGCGCCUCGAGCGUGAUGGGAAACCUGGGGACUUCUGAUGGCUCAUUCCAGUGGGGUGGACAGAAUCUAAAUGGCGUUCAAGGGUCCAACCCGCUCGCGAUUGAUACUGGGUUGAGUAACGCCCGUUCGAUGCCCACAACUCCUGCUACGACGCCCCCGGGAACCUCCAUUCAAAACAUGCAACAGUACCAGCAAACAUCGCAAUCAUACGACACGUCCAGACAGCAAAUGUACUCUGCGCCGCCUCUGCAACAGGGUGCGUAUCCUCAACCGAAUGGCGCUCAGACGAACAUGGGCCGGUACAAUCAGACUGGUGCGUACAUCAAGAAUGAGAUGGGUCCGCCUUCAGGGCGUGCGCCAGGGUCCGUGUCGGAUGGCGAGCACCACGAUACGAAGCUCCCCAAUGGUCUCAUCCACCACAGCCAAGGCAAUGAUCAAGUGAGCCACUCUCAGCCAGAAGAAGAGGCGGAACACGAUGGGGACUACGCCCAUGAUAACGCCGCCGCCUACGAUGCGAACCGGGGCUCGUACAAUUACGCGCCUGGUCCUCCAGUCGGUUCCAUCACAGGCGAGCACGCCCAUAUCUCCCCAGAGUUGACAGGCUCGCCGAACCACAACAGCGGAUCUGGCCAUGUAACACCGCGCACCGCCACGACCUCUCAGGCCUACUAUUCCCAACACCAGGGCGGAUAUAGCACUCCUCCACGAGCCCAGCCGCCGUCGAGUAAUCUGUAUAAUGUAAUGAGCAGCGAACGAGGCACCGCCAAUGGAAGCUCAACUAAUGAAAUGUACGGCAACCAGUCAGACUUGGGUAAUCCAUUAACAAACGGAUUUGUAGGCCAGCCCCUUACCAACGGCGCCACGCCGAGCAAUAAGAGGGGCCGCGACGACGAUGACGACCAACGGCCCUCGAGCCGCGAUGCGGGAGGAGAGACCGAUGGCUUGAAGAGGAGGAGAACCAUCCGCGAAGACUCGGCGCAUAAUCUCAACUACGACGCGCCCCUCAACCGCGCUCGCGCGACGAUCUCCCAGCGUCGACGAUGAUGCAAUCAAUGAAUGACUUGACGCAGCAGUACUUCCGUACUAUAGAUGUUGGCGAUUUUGUACCCUUUUUUUUAACUCUUUGGCAUAGCAACGGCAUCUCAGCACCCCUCUCUCCACCACCAAAAAAAUACACCUAAAAAAACCUCUUCAACGUCCUGAUGGCAAAGAAACAGUUGGCCAAAAAGACCGCUUUUCUCGUCCAUCAAUGACACAAACACUACACUCAUUCGAACAAUCUUUUUCCUUGGGACGUCUUUAACGAAAGUGUGCCUUCGACCUUUUUACCUCCCCUUUGUGUGUUCUGUCCCUGCUCACGAAAAGGGGGGGUGCAUACGCACCACACCCACACACGCACACGAAACACACCGAUACCGAACCCUAUUUUUUACGUUUUUGCCCCAAGUUAAGGAACGAAACACACCACACCCCACCGACCCUUUUUAACGACUAUUGAAAUUUUUGAGAUGGGAAACAUGAAAUGAAAUGGACGCACGCCCUAUCCCCUCCCCCCAACGAAGAAAACGGGGGGAAGCCGGGGGGGGGAAAUAUCUUAUUUUCAUGAUCUGGUUUUUUUUUACAGAUAUACAAUGCGAUGUUUGCUGGCUCGGGAAAUUGGGAAUGGGAAAUGGGAAUGGGAUGGGACGGCUGUCCCGCGUCUUUGAUGAAACCAGGCGUCGUGGACGGAGUUUCGAAAUGAAUCCCCCUCCCCCCCCCCAAAGUCUCCCCAUACUACUCUAGCCUUCUGGGCUAUGAGAGAAGUUUUUUUUUAUGAUGACAUGAUGAACCUAUCUUGCUUUUUAUGUUUUUUGCUUUUUGAAAUUUUAACUUUUAAAUGGGGGACUUUUUUUUAUGUUGUUGGUUGAUGCGUCUUGCGCUUGGUUGAUAGAGUAGCCCAUCGUUCGCGUUUUGUGGAAUGAUGUGAUGAGGGGACAAUCAAAAGCCUUUUUGUGUUGAA
Molecule: messenger RNA, 4073 nt
Organism: Pseudogymnoascus destructans
Lineage: Eukaryota; Fungi; Ascomycota; Leotiomycetes; Thelebolales; Thelebolaceae
Exons: 2
Coding region: 1145-3118 (657 amino acids)
Biological process (GO): positive regulation of transcription by RNA polymerase II
Cellular component (GO): nucleus
Molecular function (GO): DNA-binding transcription factor activity; sequence-specific DNA binding
Source: RefSeq, a predicted model, not a curated record